Molecule: messenger RNA, 5490 nt
Organism: Closterium sp. NIES-65
Lineage: Eukaryota; Viridiplantae; Streptophyta; Zygnematophyceae; Desmidiales; Closteriaceae
Source: the annotation of a GenBank genome assembly
AUGGCAACCCCCUUAGUGCAGGCGCGCGCACCGUACUGCGCACUCACUGCGCGCGCACACGGUGCCGUUGUUCCGCCAGAAGUCUCCGCUCAGACAUGCGCACCGGGUUUGCGCAGCGGAGGAUUGCCGGCCCUCCCCGCGCGUGCCGUCUGCUCGGCGCGUGCUGGGGUGUCGCGGUCGUGGGAACGAAUUGCGGCGCGGCGCGUCAGUCUCCCGCAAGGACUGUGCUUAUAUCGGGGGUUUCGAUUGACGGGAAAUUCAUGCUUAAACUGUCGUAGUGUUAAUCGAAUCGGCGCAGGGGCGCAUGAUGGGCGGAUAAGCGCAACUGCGGGAGAGAGGCAGAGAGGCGGGAGCGCGCAGCAGGAGAAGGGCGGAAGGACUGGCGGAAAGGAUGGGUUGAAAGCGGGAGAGGGGAAGGGGAAGGGGAAGGGUAUGGGGGAGGGCAGGUACCGGGGGGGAGGGGCGGCGGAGAGACAGACCCUGAGGGGGCUGAUUGCGCUUGAGCGGGAGCUGCAAAGGGGAAGGCGGGGGGAGAUUACGCAAGGGGCGGCGGAGGGGGAUGGCACGCGCGGAGGGCAGGGGGAGGAGAAGUGGAAGCGGCGGGUUAUGCUGCUGCGGUGCGACCUGAGUGACCUGGUGGCGGGGGGGAGUGCGGGGAAUGGGGGAAAGGGGGAGGCAGAGGGGGGAGCGGAGGGGGAGGGGGAGGGGGUAGCGGAGGGGAAGGGGGAGGGGGAGGAGAACGAGGUGCGGAGUGUGGGCAGUUUGAGGCUGAUACUGCGCGAGUGGGCACGGAAAUAUGCUCUGGUGGUGGUGGUGGCGGGAGAGUGGGCGCCUGACACGGCCUCUCAACCUGCUGUCGCUGCACCACCACUCCCACCCCUCACCCUGCAACCACCCCCAACUCGCCCUCACGCCCACGCCACUCCCCUCCCCUCGCGCCCCCCCCCUCCUCACGUCCUGCUGCUGCCCAACCUCCGCCACGUGUCAUCCACCGAUGCCGCCAACUCACCCACCCUAGCUGCCACGCUGGCAGGCGUGGCAGAAGAACCCGACAGUGCAUCAGUGCAGCAGGAGCUACCAAACCCAACCGAUCGCCCUGGGACAGAAAUGGCAGCGCAGCAGCAGUUAGGGGACCUAACCUGGGCAGGGCAGGAGAGGCUACAAGAACCGACCACCACGCUCCCCUCCCCCGCUUCCCACACAUUCCGAGCAUCCCCCGUCCCGGUGGUAGAUCUAGUGGUGCUGGACGCGCCUUCUGCGUGCCAUCGCGUGCUGGCAUCAUCCGUGGGCGUGGCAGCAGUGGUGGGCAGGGCUGUUGCUGGGGUCCGGGUGGAGAGAGAGCUUAUGGGGGUGCUAGAGGACUUGGCGGACGUAGGGGGAGUGGGGGGUGUGGGACACGUGGAGGUGACGGCGGAAAGGGGGGCUGGAGAGGUGAGUGGUGGUGAGGGGCGCAGUGCAGUGGUGGCAGUGGUGGGAGUGGUGGGAGUGGCAAGCAUGGGUCGCAGUGGUGCGUUGAUCCGCGCCCUGCUGCCUCGAUGCAAUGCCCUCGUGCUCUCUGGCCCCGAGCUACCUGCCCUCCUCGCUGCUGCUAAUGCUCGUACUGCUGCUGGUUCAGGUGGUUGUGGGUUCCACCUUGCCUGCCUGCCCGAUUUUCCUACUCUUGCCACACUGCACUGCAGUGAUCCAGCAGCAGCACAUAGUGAAUCAGAUGGAGCUGAGACAGCAGAAAGAGGGGAGACAGCGGGUCCACGUACGAACAUCGCGUCCCUCCUAGCUGCUCUCCCCCGGCCUUCACCACAAGCCGUGGUGGAAGCCUCUGCUUUCCUCUCCUCGCUGCCCUCUCCCCUCCUCUCCCGCCUCGUGCUGCCCCUUGCUGUGCGUGCGGUACCUGCUACUCACGGCACCACUACUACUCACUCCCACAACCACCAGCUGCAGCAGCAGCAGCAGCAGCAGCAGCAGAAGCAGCUGUAUGAGAAGAAGCAGCAGUGUGAGUGGCAGCAGCAGCGGGUGGAGUUGUGCCCGUCAAGCAUUGAGGACGUCGCUCGGCUCUGUGCUGCCCUCAACUGCAAGGUCGGCACUCCCCUUCCCCACACCCCCUCAUCUCCACAUCCCCCACCUCCACAUGCUCCCUCAUGCCUCGCACCACAAUGCAACAGCUGCAUUCGCCCCACCUCCGAUGUGUUCCAACUUCCUCAUUCACUCUCCUCCGUUUUUGCCAUCGCCUUUCAUCAGACUGUCUUCUGGGCGGGCUCCAUCUCUCUGCAGCCACCACUGCCGAGCACCCGUGCAUCAACGCAUGGGGCGCACAGGGCGCAAGGGGCGAGUGGGUCAGAGCAUGGGCUGGAGGAGAUUGGGUCGCAUGCACUGCCUUGUGCUGACUCUGCUCUGCUUGCCCGUCUCACCACCACACCCACCAGCAAAAGCAGCGGCGCCAGCAGUCCUUCGCCUGCCUCCACCACUGCCACCCUUGCUGCUGCUCCUACUACUGCCACUGCUGCUCAAAUGGGCCGGUCAAAACUCAUAGUGGCUGGGCGGCAGCUGCAGCAGGUGCUGGGGCGGCAGUUACGGCAGCAUGAGGAGAUGGUGGAGGGGAAGGGGAGGAGAGAUGGGGAUGGGGAGGGGGGCAGGGAGUGUGUGGUGGUGGAUGGAGGGACAGCUCUGCUUCGUGGACUCCAAGGGAUGCCUCUUCCUGGCGUUGACUGCCUUGACUUUGUGCCACUGCCACCUCCCAAUUGGUCCACAGUCUUCCUUGAUCCCUCGUUGCCCCUUACUGUUGACAUCGGCUGUGGCAACGGGCGCUUCUGUCGCAGCAUGGCGGUGCGGUUCAGAGAGUCAAGGAACUUUCUUGGGGUGGAGAUCAACCCGCAUCUGGUGAAGAAGGCGCUCUUUAUGGCUGUCAGCUCUCCCGCACCGCAUGCCUCACACGGGCCCACCUCUGUCAGGGACAUUCCCAGGCAGCGCAGGGAGCACGCACCAAGCAACGUGUGGUUCAUCCAUGCCAAUGCCACCACGUCUCUGCACUCGCUGCUAGUCGGCUACCCUGGCCCCAUCAACCUCAUCACCAUCCAGUGCCCGGACCCUGACUUCGCAGCGAGCAGGAGAGCGCAGGAGAGGGGCACAGCACACGUGCACCGGUGGGGCAUGCUCACCCCUGCCCUCGUGCAUGCCAUGCUUGCCCUGCUGCACCCCCCGGGCAAGAUUUUGAUCGAGUCAGACAUUGAGGAGGUGGCAACACGGCUGACAUACGAUGCCAUUAGUCCGUAUCAAAUACGCGACGCGGCUGAGUCUCCGCAAUCCAUGGCGGCCGCCACGGCAGUCGCAUGGCGAUGUCGCAGCGUGAUAUCUCUUACCGCCGUGGUGUUCUCUCUCCUGCUGCUUCUGUCGCACGUGGCCUCCGCUGCGCGCCUUUCAACGGGCAAUGACGCUAAACGCGAGGGCCUUCCGCGCAUUACCGCGUCAGCUUAUACAGGAAUCGUAGCAACCGCUGCUGAAUUGGAUCCGAUUAUGGAGUCUGAGAAUGUUGACCGCGUUGUUGCCAGGGUUUUAAAAGUGAAGAAGAAAAAGAAAAAGUCGACGUCUAAGACCGCGAAAGCAGCGGAGAUUGCGGAGGACGAGGAAGGAAUCUCGGCCGAAGCGGAGAGAGGAGCGGCGGACGAUGCGGCCGACGCGGAAGUCGCGCGAGACGAGGAGGCGGCUCGAGUGGUUAAGAAGAAGAAGACGACAAAGAAAGCGAAGAAAACGAAGAAGACGGGAAGCAAGAAGGCUGUCGAUUCUGUGAGGGAAGCGGAGGGGGAAGAGGAGGCGGAGGGGGGAGAGGUUGAUGAUACGGGGAUGGGAGCGGGUAGGACGAGCGGAAAAAGGGGAAGCCCAAAUGGCGAGGACGGGGAAGGCUUCUCCGCAGUGGAUAAGGCGAUGGCGGAGGCGGAAGCGGUGAUUGCGGGGAAGGGGGAAGAUGCCGAGGACGGGGACAGUGAGAGGGAGGGGGAGCGAACGAAAAGAAUCAAGGGGAAGAAAAGUGAGGUGAGGGAGGCGGACGGUGGGGAGGAGGGGAGUGAUGAGGAGGAAGGUGGAGAGGAUGCGGUAAUGACCAAGUCAAGCAAGUCAAAAAAAUCAAGCAAGUCAACAAGGGCAGCACGGGGGAAAGAGGUUGAAGGGGAGCAGCAGGAGGCGGAAGGCGAGGAGGGUGAAGGGGGUGAGCGGAGUGAGGGGAAUGAGCGGGGAGCAGCGGAUGCAACGAGCAGCAGAAAGAAAAAGAACAAGUCGAAGAAGCAAUCGGAGGAGGAGGAUGGGGAGGGGGAAGGGGGUGGUAAGGAGAAGGGGGAAGCAGGAGCAGCGCGGGCUGCUGGGGACGAGGAGGAAGGGGGGCCGGGUGGGGAGGGCGAGAGCACGACAGAGAGCACGACGAAACGCAGCAGCGAGGACAAGGACGAGGGCGGGAGUGAGGGCGGGAGCGCGGAGAGAGAGGCAGCAGACGGAGCAGCAGCAGAUGCGGGAACAGGAGAAAGCGGGGGAAAGGGGGGAGGCGGGGGGGGAGGCGGAGGAGGGGGAGGCGGAGGGGAAAAGGGAGGCGGAGGAGGGGAGGGAGCGGGAGAGGAGGUGCAGGUGGCGUUCACGGGGCCACAGGACGUGAUGGACGUGCCAGUGGACGAGGAGAUGGUCUCCGUUGACCUCUCUGACAUCCCCCCUGAACCCCCCCAGCCCACCAACGCCGCUGAUUCAGAUGCUGCUGAUGCUAUUGGUGCGGCAGGGAAUGAGCCACAGGGGGGCGCUGAGGAGUCAAUUACCGGUGGUGCUGACGGUGGUGCCGCCUCUGCUGGGGAAGGUUUUGGGAAAGCUGCGGCGGCUACAGGUGGGGAUGCAGAGCAGGAAGCGGGGUUCCUCUCCCGCUGGGUCAUCGCGCCCCUGGCUGCAAACCUGGAACCCAUUCUCGCCCCUCUCUACCCCCUCACAUCCCUCUUCCUCUCGCCCGGGCAAACUGUGCUCCUUGCUGCUGCACUCGCACUGCUCGCCUGCUGCUGCUGCUGCCUCUGCUGCUGCCGCUCCCUCUCCCGCCUCGUGAGUACCAGCCGUGGGGUAGCAACAGGGGGCAGCGGCAGCUGGUUUGGCGGGAGGCACGGGCCAGGUGCGGCGUACUCUGAGGUGGCUCGGCAGGAGGUUGAUUUGUCUGUUGCGUUUGGACAGCAGAUCCUGGGAGGAGGGAAGCAGGGAGGGGGAGGGCAGGGAGGGGUGCGGGGAGAAGCUGGAAGGAGCAGGGCAGACGGUGGGUCGGAGUGGGAUGAGUGGGACGAGGAAUGGGGGGGUGCGAGAGGGGAGGCGGGAGGAGGGAGGGAGAAGAGGGUGGGGAGCGUGGGAAGUGGGGGAAGGGGAGUGGGUAGCGGGGAUGGGUGUAGUUCAGGGGAGGGAGAAGGUAGGGGGGUGAGGAAAGGGGGGAAGCUGGUUGUGAGCAAGGGGACAGGGGCAGCUGGCAAGGAAGGGUGGAAAUCAUGA